Naegleria lovaniensis is the source of this 1890-nucleotide messenger RNA. RefSeq lists its product as uncharacterized. The transcript has 3 exons. The coding region runs from base 1 to 1890 and encodes 629 amino acids. Gene Ontology annotation, biological process: activation of GTPase activity; nucleocytoplasmic transport. Lineage: Eukaryota; Heterolobosea; Eutetramitea; Acrasida; Naegleriidae. Gene Ontology annotation, molecular function: GTPase activator activity; small GTPase binding. The record is from RefSeq and is a predicted model, not a curated record. Gene Ontology annotation, cellular component: cytosol; perinuclear region of cytoplasm; nucleus.
AUGCUCCAACAUGAUGAACUUUUUGCAGAUGAUAUGCUUUUCCAUAUUUUUCAAUACGUGGAAGACCGAAGCCUUAUUGUCGUGUGCAGGCUUGUUUCCAAGCAGUGGUAUGGGGAAGUAAUGGAAAUGCCUUUGAAUUUGGAUUUUUCAAAGAGUCGUUUGCGUCCGAGAGUUGAUCAUCAUUCAUUGUUGUUGGAGCAAGAAGAAGAAAUUUCAGAAACUGGUUCAACAAUGAUCAAACAACAACAACAACCUUCAACAGAGCUACGAGAAGCAGAAACAAUUUCGGAAGCAACACGAAUUUAUUCUAUCCUAAGUCCUCCAAUUUCCAAUAUUACUUGCUUGAAUUUAUCCAACAAUUUAUUGGGACACGAUCAACUGAAUACUCUAGCCUCGUGCGAAAACUUGAAAAAUUUGAAAUCAUUGGAUCUUUCUGCAAACGAUUUCAGUCGGAAUAGUUCAUCUUCAUCGUCGUCUUGCAGUGCAAUUUUUUCACUCGUAUGGACUAUUGCAGCAAGCCCAGUCAUGUCCAACUUACGCGAGCUUUAUGUACAAACAAAUUCGCUCACCAGAGCAAGUGUUGAAGCAAUUGGAAAUAGCAAGACUCUGACAAAUCUUACAAUAUUGGAUCUUGCUUAUAAUAAGAUUCAAGCCUGCGAUGUUGAAUGCUUGACACAAAGUAGCAACAUGAAAAAUCUUACUCUAUUGGAUUUAAGCCAUAAUGCUGUUCGUCUUGUGGGUGCAAGAUGUAUUGCCUCAAGCAAAUAUUUGAAUAACAUUAGAACGUUAAAUUUGGCAAAUGCUAUUGAUGAUGAAGGGGUGAAGGUGCUCAUUACAAGUCGCUCUAUGAGCAAUUUAACACAAUUGAAUUUAGAAGGAGUUUAUUCGCCAAGAAUAACUCCAAAACAUCCCUUUCCAAUGUUUGCCUCCAGCGUUUUCAACAGUAGUUUAACCCACUUAUCCAUACAGAUUCGUUUUGUCGUACCCAAGGCGUUUAUGAAGGAUAUUACCGUACUUCACAACUUGCAGUACUUGAAACUUUCGUUUUCUCCAAUUGACAUUGAUGGAGCAAAGGAAUUGGCUGCCCACGAAAGUUCGAAACGUAUCAAAACGCUUCAUUUGAUCUGUUGUAAAAUCAGCGAAGAAGCGGGUGCUUUACUCAUGCAGAGCCCACAUUUGGUAAAUUUAACUAGUUUAAAUUUGAGUGGGAACCAAUUAGAUGGCACCUUAUUAUUUAACUUAUCCAUGUACACUACAAUUCAUUUCGAAAAAUUAACAUCUUUAGAUCUAAGCUCGAACGGUAUCAAGUCUGACGGAGCUGUUCUGAUGUCCCAAUGCUCUCGAUUAUUAAGGAACGUUAAAGAAUUGAAUUUAAACUACAAUACCAUUAACGACCAAGGACUCUCAGCAUUGGCGUCCAGCAAAUAUUUGAGCAAUUUAACUAUUUUAAAGCUGAGUAGCAAUGGAAUUGGUGACUAUGGAGUUGCUUCUCUUUGUGAGAGCGAAUAUUUGAAACAUCUGACACAUCUCAAUCUUUUUGCGAAUUCACAAAUUUACAGCGAAGGUGCAAUCUCUAUUGCAAACAGUGUUAAUAUGAAGAAUUUAACAUUUAUAAUGUUGAAUAAUUGCAAUAUUGGAUCGAAGGGUGCCGUGGCAUUAGCCUCAAGCGAAUUGAUGCAAAACUUAACAGGGUUACAUGUGUCCUGUAAUUGCAUUUCAUCAACAGGAGCUCUUGCUAUUGUGUCAAGCAAGUACUUGACCAAGUUGCAAGAGCUCGACAUGCAAGGCAAUGUAUUUGGGGGAAAUACAUACGAAGAGAUUACCACACGACUAUCCACAUUCAAAUAUUUGACAACAGUUGUCAUACAAAGGCAGAGACAUUUUAUAUGA